AUGAAAAUAUACUUAAACCGAAACCCUAGAACACUCAUCUUGACAUCGAAGACGCAUGCUCUCCUAUUUAGAUAUACGAAAUCUAGCUCUCUGAGCUCCAAUUCUUCCAGGACCUCAGUUCAUGUGGAAUUGCUUGAUCUAAAUGUCAUCAAUUUAAGUAGAAAAGGCCUCGUCAAACUAUCAAAAAACGAAAUUCAUGGCUUUCUUGGUUUGAUUAACAUUGGUUUAAAUACUUUUCUAUGUGCUAUAACCUCCAAGUAUCAGGUUGCUACUCCUCUAGCUCAUCACUCCAUUAAUAGAAUCUUAUCAGUUGAGUUCUUUUGCUUGAAUGAUGCCAAAUGGGAUAACUACAAUCUAAACCAAAUCAACACCAAUAAUUUCAUAAAUAACAACUACAACAACAAUAGCAUUAAUCUCAGCACUUUUGAUACUUUUACUGCCACAGAACCUAAUAUAAAUUUAAUCGAUCAUCCUUGUUUGGAUUUACAAAAAUUGUUAAGCAAUGGUUCUUUUUACUAUUCCUCGGAUUUCGAUUUAACAAACAACUUGGAGACUAGAGGGGUCGUAUCAAAUUCUUUAAGUUUUGACAACUAUCAAGAUGAAUAUAUGUGGAAUUCAUUCAUGAUGACUGAAAUGAUUCAAUUCAGAAAUAAAUCAUCCACUGAUUUUAAGAAAAUUCUUGACAAUAAUGGAUUUUUAACAACUGUUAUAAGGGGUUUUGCAAAAACAUUCCAAUCAAAUAUUAAACAAUAUAAAGCCGACUUGACUUUAAUUUCAAAACAAAGCUGGAAAAGAGCAGGUACGAGAUACAAUGCAAGAGGUGUUGACGACGACUCUAAUGUCGCAAAUUUCGUUGAAACUGAGAUAAUUUUGCAUUUAAUAGACCAUAUUGUAUUUUCUUUUGUUCAAAUCAGAGGUUCAAUUCCUUUGUUUUGGGAACAAGAAACACAAUCUUUAAAUUUAUCCACCCCAAAGGUUCAAAUAACUAGAUCCUUAGAAGCAACUACCCCUAUUUUCUUAAAGCAUUUCGAAGAUCUAAUGCAAAACUAUGGCUCCAUUCAUGUUGUCAAUCUUCUAUCCAAAUCAAAAUCAUCUGAAGUCCCCUUGUCCAAAAGCUUUUCGAAAUUAAUUCAUUAUUUGAAUAAUUUAAAUAAAAAUCAACAGCCAGUUGACUAUUGUAACUUUGACUUCCAUCAAGAAACAAAAACUCAAGGCUACCAAAUGGCCAAAAGAGUUAUUCCAUUGAUUAAAAGCAACAUGUAUCUUUUUGGUUAUUUUUCCUAUGACUUGACUCAACAACAAACUUUAUCAAGACAAAAGGGCGCAUUUAGAACAAACUGUCUUGAUUGCCUCGAUAGAACAAACUUAAUCCAACAAGUAAUAUCAAAUGCAAUACUUGAUAUGAUUCUAGAUGAUUAUAAACUAGUUUUACCCAGUGAGUUUGAUUUUUUCAAAAAACACAACGUACUAUGGGCCGAUAAUGGUGAUCAAAUCUCUCAAAUAUAUACCGGCACAAAUGCUUUAAAGUCUUCAUUUUCAAGAUCUGGGAAAAUGUCCUUAAGUUUAGCCUUAUCUGAUGCAACAAAAUCGGUCAGCAGAAUGUACAUCAACAAUUUUGUUGAUAAAGGCAGGCAAUUAACUAUUGACACAUUAUUAGGAAGAUUAGCAGAACAAAGUCCUGUUCAUUUAUUUGAUCCUAUAGCUGACUAUGUCAAUGAUGAAUUAUCCAAAAUUGAAUCCAAGUUUACAACUUUUGAAAACUUGAAUAUUUUUGUCGGCACAUUCAAUGUCAACGGAUUGACUCCAAAUUUUAAUAAACUAUUAAAUGAGGAUGACCCUUUGCAUUUCAUUGAAUGGCUAUUUCCAAUUAAAGACAAAUUUAUCCCAGAUAUAUUUAUCAUAGGCUUCCAGGAAGUUAUUGAACUAAAUGCUGCAAGUAUCUUGAACAGCGAUAAUUCCCAGUCAAUUGUUUGGCAAGAUAUUAUUGGUGACGUUUUGAAUAAAUAUGGUGAAGAUAAGGGAAUCAAAUUUUCUCUUAUAAGAGCAGAACAAAUGUCUUCGUUAAUUUUCCUAUUUUUUCUAAGAACAAGCAAAGUCGAAAACAUCAAAAGAGUUGAAGGUUCAAAUAAAAAAACUGGUUUAAUGGGAAUUUCUGGAAAUAAAGGUGCUGUUGCAAUUAGAUUCAACUAUGGCUCCACGAGCUUUUGUUUUAUAAAUUCACAUCUUGCUGCUGGAAGAUUAAACGUUAAAGACCGCAAUGAUGACUACCUGAUGAUAGUACACAGCUUGAAAUUUACUAAAAAUCAAUCAAUAUUUAAUCAUGAAGCUAUAAUUUGGCUAGGUGAUUUAAAUUAUAGAGUUGAGUUGGAUAAUUUCGAAGUCAGGGGAAGACUAGAAGAUGAGGAAAAUGUCAACUUUGAAGAUCUCUUGAACUAUGAUCAAUUACUAGCUGAGAUCGACAAAAAUGGCGCUUUUAGAAAUUUUGAUGAAAUGGAAAUCAAAUUCAGACCAACUUAUAAAUUUGAUAAUAACACUAAUAGGUAUGAUACUUCGGAAAAACAGAGAGUACCAUCUUGGACAGAUAGAGUUUUAUACAGAGGUAACGCCUUAAAACCAUUGGCUUAUAAUUCCAUUCCAACAGUUAUGUUUUCCGAUCAUAAACCUGUGUUUGCAGCAUUCAAGGCUACAGCCAAAGUGGUAAAUUACGAGCUAAGAGAAAAAUUUUCAAAGGAACUAUACGAAAAAUACAGAGUAAUUCAUCAAAACAACAACGAUGACUUG
Ascoidea rubescens DSM 1968 is the source of this 2781-nucleotide messenger RNA. RefSeq lists its product as uncharacterized. The annotation marks the transcript as partial. Gene Ontology annotation, cellular component: membrane; cytoplasm. Gene Ontology annotation, molecular function: phosphatidylinositol-3,5-bisphosphate 5-phosphatase activity; phosphatidylinositol-4,5-bisphosphate 5-phosphatase activity. Gene Ontology annotation, biological process: phosphatidylinositol dephosphorylation. The record is from RefSeq and is a predicted model, not a curated record. Lineage: Eukaryota; Fungi; Ascomycota; Saccharomycetes; Ascoideales; Ascoideaceae. The transcript has a single exon.